UCAACUUCUUGAAAAUUCAAUACAUCCAUUAUCCAACAAUUAGUAUUAAAUUAUAAUUAAUUUUUUAACGUAAAUAAAACUGACAAAACACGGCUCUCUCUUCUUCUUCAUCAUCAUCAUCGGAAAAAAAAUCAAAGUUUCUAUAAAUUGUUGAAUCACAAGCAGAGAAGAAGAGAUCAUGAAUCCAGAUUCCGAUUAUCCUCAUCUCCCUAACAUCAAGAUCCACCAUCCUUCAUCUCCUCGUCACUCUCACCACCACUCUUCCUCCACUCCUUCCGCCGCUACUCCUACCCCAACCGCCGGUGCUCGCCGUAAGAUCGGAGUCGCCGUUGACCUCUCCGAAGAAAGCGCCUUCGCUGUUCGCUGGGCUGUCGAUCAUUACAUCCGUCCCGGUGACGCCGUCGUCAUUCUCCACGUUUCUCCAACCUCCGUUCUCUUCGGCGCCGAUUGGGGACCACUCCCUCUCCAAACUCCUCCUCCUCCUUCCGCCGCUACCGAUCCCGGAGCUCAACCGAAGCCUAGUCAGGAAGAUUUCGAUGCGUUUACUUCUUCCAAAGUAGCAGAUCUAGCGAAGCCAUUGAAGGAAGCUGGGUUCCCUCAUAAGAUCCAUAUAGUGAAAGAUCACGAUAUGAGAGAGAGGCUUUGUUUAGAGACUGAAAGGCUUAAUCUAAGCGCUGUGAUAAUGGGAAGCAGAGGAUUUGGUGCUGAGAAGAGAGGAAGUGAUGGCAAGCUUGGCUCUGUUAGUGAUUAUUGUGUUCAUCAUUGUGUUUGUCCUGUUGUUGUGGUUAGAUAUCCUGAUGAUCGUGAUGGUCCUGCUCCUCCUGGGAAUGUUGGAGCUACGAGGGAAGCUAUUGUGACUGUUAAAUCACGUAGGGAUGAUGAUGAUGAUGAUGAUGAAGAUGAUGAGGCUAAGAUUGCUGCUGCUGCUUCUGUUCAUCAUGAACACAUCAAAGAUGAGUAAUGUCCCUUAGUAUCUCAUCGGAUUCACCCUCUUCUCCAGUCAGGUACGACGAUGGAUGAAACAAAGCGGAUUUGUGCAGAGGAGUGUGUUUGUGUGUGUGUUUGUGCUAUCUUUUGCAAUCAUGAAAAGUCUCUGGAAUCUCCUCUGGAUUAUUUAUUCUCACUCAUUGUUCUUCUUAUAAUUCUCCAUGUAUGAUUUUCACAUUAAAACAAUGCCCUUUUGGGAUUAUGAUCUUAAUCUUCAAUCUAAUUUGAUAUCCGAUGAGAAACUAA
Molecule: messenger RNA, 1233 nt
Organism: Arabidopsis lyrata subsp. lyrata
Lineage: Eukaryota; Viridiplantae; Streptophyta; Magnoliopsida; Brassicales; Brassicaceae
Product: universal stress protein PHOS34
Exons: 3
Coding region: 179-961 (260 amino acids)
Source: RefSeq, a predicted model, not a curated record